AUGGGCAAGGAAAACCAAACCUAUCUGACUGAAUUUAUCUUGCUGGGCCUUUCUUCAGAUCACCAAACUCAGAUUCUACUGUUUGUGAUAUUUCUCAUCAUCUACUUGCUGACUCUGUUUGGAAAUCUGCUUAUCAUAUUCCUAAUUCAUGUUGACUCUCGACUUCACACGCCAAUGUAUUUCUUCCUUAAAAACCUGUCAUUUAGUGACCUCUGCUUCUCUACAACCAUUGUUCCCAACAUGUUAUUUCACUUUCUGGUGACGAGAAAGAGCAUUUCAUUUACUGGGUGCUCAAUUCAAAUGUUUUUUUUCCUUAUAAUGGGAUGUACAGAAAGUUCACUUCUAGCAGUGAUGUCCUACGACCGCUAUGUGGCUGUCUGCAAGCCCCUGCACUACUCCACCAUCAUGACUCAGGGGGUUUGUGGUCUGCUAGCCACAGGGGCCUGGGCUAGUGGGGUAUCUGUAUCUCUAGUGGAUACCACAUUCACUUUGAGUCUCCCAUACCGAGGACCAAAUGUAAUUAAUCAUUAUUUUUGUGAGCCUCCAGCACUCUUGCAGCUGGCUUCAGAAGAAACCUACAAGGCUGAGAUGGUCAUCUUUGCAAUGGGUGUGAUAAUCCUCCUGGGUCCUGUGUCUCUCAUCUUGUUCUCCUACUGGAACAUCAUCUCCACUGUGAUGCGAAUGAAGUCGGGGGAGGGGAGGCUCAAGGUCUUCUCUACCUGCAGUUCCCAUUUCGUUGUUGUUAUCUUCUUCUAUGGCUCAACAAUAUUUACCUACAUGCAGCCCAAUGCAAAGAAAAUGAAUCAAGGUGACAAAGUGAUCUCAGUGUUCUACUCCAUCAUAACGUCCAUGAUGAAUCCAUUCAUUUACAGCCUAAGGAACAAGGAUGUGAAGGAGGCAUUGGGAAAAGUUCUGAGACAAUAG
This is a messenger RNA of Perognathus longimembris pacificus (Pacific pocket mouse), 924 nucleotides long. RefSeq names its product olfactory receptor 2D3-like. NCBI's taxonomy places the organism in Eukaryota, Metazoa, Chordata, Mammalia, Rodentia, Heteromyidae. The transcript has a single exon. The coding region runs from base 1 to 924 and encodes 307 amino acids. Gene Ontology annotation, cellular component: membrane. Gene Ontology annotation, biological process: G protein-coupled receptor signaling pathway. Gene Ontology annotation, molecular function: olfactory receptor activity; G protein-coupled receptor activity. The record is from RefSeq and is a predicted model, not a curated record.